Molecule: messenger RNA, 592 nt
Organism: Syzygium oleosum
Lineage: Eukaryota; Viridiplantae; Streptophyta; Magnoliopsida; Myrtales; Myrtaceae
Exons: 4
Coding region: 1-498 (165 amino acids)
Source: RefSeq, a predicted model, not a curated record
AUGGGAAUUGAUGAGUUGAAAAAGUUCCUUGAAAGAUCGAGAUGGCUCCAAGAAGGCCGACGAGCUCAAGGCCGCCGCCCUCAAGCAGGCCGACCAGAUCAAGUCCAUCGCCGACUCCAUCUCCCCGCGCUCGACGCCGGCCCCUCCGCCAAUGCCGCCACCACCGCUCCCCCGGGGCCGUUGGAGGAGGAGGAGGACCUCAAGAAGCUCGACGUCACCGGCGACCUGCGGGAGUUCGUCAAGGGGUCCACGCCCACGACGUUCCAGAACUUACCAAUUCGAGAUGACGAAGAGGUGGAGGAGGAGUGCGGUGCUGCCGCGGCUGGUUCAAACGUGAAGCGGGAUCUGACGGAGUGGCAAGCGAAACACGCGACUCUCGUCCUCACGACCGUGAAGGAGAUUUCGCGGCUACGGCAUCAAUUGUGCCCUCGGGUUAUGAAAGAAAGGAGAUUUUGGAGGAUCUAUUUUACUCUCGUAAGCACUCAAGUGGCCCCGUAAGUCAAUUUGCUUCGUGGGUUGGGAUGAAAUCGAGUAAUUUUCCUAGUUCAAGGGAGAAUGUCCCCUUUGCUUUAGUUGAUACGCCCUCCAAGCU